GCUAAUCUUGCUCCAACUGCUUGUCAGCGCACCUCUGGGCUUGUUGCUGCUUCAUGCUGCACACUGAAAAUAAAGGAAAUCCCCAGGCUGCAGUGUACGGGCAUUCAAGUCAUCUUGCUAAUUGAGAAUGGAGAAGGUUGCUGCUUGUCUAUACAGAAGGCCUAAUGCGCUUUAUAGGCUGAUUUGCUUCCCCUGGGGUGGAAGUAGCGCUACCCAUUUUGCACGAUGGGGGAAACUCUUUGACAACUCAACAGAAGUUUAUUCUAUAAGGUUUCCUGGAAGAGGCUCUCGUGUUAAUGAACCUUUUGCAAAAGACAUGAAAACUAUCGUUAAUGACAUUAUUGGUGGUUUGCUUCAAGACUUGCAAGAGAAACCUUUUGCAUUUUUUGGUCACAGUUUUGGAUCAUAUGUUAGUUUUGCGGUUGCAGUACACUUGAAAAAAAAAUAUGGAUUACAACCAUUGCAUCUUUUUAUAUCAAGCGCAGGUGCCCCACAUACAACACUUUGUUAUCCUCUCCACACGGUAAAAGACCAAGGCGAAGAAGAAAUUAUCAAAGAGCUACAGUCUCUUGGAGGUACUCCUCCUGCAUUUCUGCAGGACAAAAAUUUUAUGAAACGCUACAUUCCUGCAUUAAAAGCAGAUCUGGCAGUUGUUCAGUCCUUUCUCUUACAGGAACUGGUAAUGGAUGGUCUCUCUUGUGGUCUUACAUGCUUUGGUGGGUCUGAAGAUUUGCCAUUUGAUUUAGAAGGUAACUAA
Molecule: messenger RNA, 757 nt
Organism: Mauremys reevesii (Reeves's turtle)
Lineage: Eukaryota; Metazoa; Chordata; Testudines; Geoemydidae
Gene: OLAH
Product: oleoyl-ACP hydrolase
Exons: 6
Coding region: 128-757 (209 amino acids)
Biological process (GO): lipid biosynthetic process
Source: RefSeq, a predicted model, not a curated record